AUGGCCCGUGUCAAGGAGGCUCUGGCGCGCUCGAGCGCCACGGCGGCACCUGGCGCCGACGACGAAGGCGGCGACGACGCGAGCGCUGGCGAGGGCCCGGAGAACGUGAACGUCGCGCAAUCCACGGCGGCGGUCGAGAUCUCCGGGAACGAAGCCGGUGACUUCCGAGGCGGCGAGGAGGAGACCGGUGAGUGUCGGACCGGCGAGCGGGAGGUCGCCAAGGUCGGCGUGGCGGCGCACGCCAUGUGUGCAGACGCCACGCGUCGAGACGACGUUACGGACCAGGAAAGAGCAGCCAAUGGCGCAAACAGUGAGGUUGAGAAGAAGAAGAAAAGGAAGAAAACGAGAGACCACGAUGGGCGGCGCAGUGAUGUGGAGGCAACGGAGAACGCAGGCGAAGAAAAAUACGCUGAAGUGGACGACGUGAGCGUUGCUUAUGCGCACGUUGACUGCCACGACGGCAACGAAGAGGCGGAGGAGUCCCGGGAUGGCGAAGUGGCGGCCGUGGAGGAAGCGGAAGACGAGGAAAACGCAGGAAGUGACGACGGCACUGGAAACUGGGAAGGACAUGGAGGCGUCAGCGGCGAGACAGCCCCAAAUACGAAACGCGAACUGAAGAAGAACGUUAAGAAGGAUGGUGGUCAGGAAGCAGAGGGUCAAGAAAAGAACGAGGUAGGAAGUAAGAAGGCCGAGAGUGAGGAUGACGAAGAAGAGGCAGCCUCUGAUGAGGUGGCUCCAACGGCAGCCGCCAACGAGGAUGUGUCAGCUGACGGCAAGGACAAGAAAAACGCGGAGGAGGCUAACAACGACGGGGAUUCAAGCAAGGCUCGGCAAGCAGAUACCGAGGAUGCCGACACUGAUCACAAAAAGGAACCAGAUGUCAACAACAGUAAAAUAGCAGGCAACCACAGACAGCGGCAACAAGGCGACAAAGCGUGGGUCGCUGAGAACAAGACGGACGGGCAGAACGAGCUCAAGAAACGGAGGUCGCCAACAUUUAACGACUACCACCUGGAGGAGUGGCCGCCACCCCGACGUGGCUGGUCCUGGCGGCUACAACGGAAAAACAAGACACAGCGAGCGACACAGCGCAACAUCUACGACAACGGCACCAGCAACAAGCAACAACGUCAGCGCCAGGAGGUCUACCGUGACUACUCUGUGCCCGUUAGCUCGGUGGGUGUGGUGCUGCACCGGGCUCUCGUGGUCCUGCUCUCGCGGAUGAACGUGGUCGUCAACCUGAGCGAGUCCGGUGAGCCUCCACAAGUCAGCCGCACAACCGCUGCACAAGUCAGCGGUUAUGACAUCCGACAGCUCACGAGGUCCUACAAGAAUUUGUGGACGGACAAUGUUGGCAGGUGA
Molecule: messenger RNA, 1362 nt
Organism: Rhipicephalus sanguineus (brown dog tick)
Lineage: Eukaryota; Metazoa; Arthropoda; Arachnida; Ixodida; Ixodidae
Product: dentin sialophosphoprotein-like
Exons: 3
Coding region: 1-1362 (453 amino acids)
Source: RefSeq, a predicted model, not a curated record